AUGCCAUUUGAAAAGAAACAUGCCUCUAAUGUCCCUAAGAACAACCUCGAGGGUGAGGAAAAUCUCAGUCAUCUUGACAAGAUCCACAUUUGUCAGCAGUCCUUUGAACACAAUGGGAAAGAGAAGACUUUCAGUGGGAAGAAGACAGUCCUUAUGUGUGAGCAUGUUUGUACCAAAGACCCAUGUAAUCAGCAACCUGUCAGUGUGCGAGAAGCAAUUCAUGUUGGCUACUAUAAAUCUUGCCUUAGCACCAAACAGAGAACUGACACAGGAGAUAAUUUGUAUGUGUCUAGUGAAUGUAAAGAAAACAUGUACCAGAAAUCAGAACUCAUUAGAGAUCAGAUCCUUCAAAAUGCAGAGAAUCCGUAUGAAUGCAAUGAGUGGGGAAAAGCCUUUCAUCAGCAAUUAUCUCUCAUUGGGCAUCAGAGAACCCACACAAGAAAAAAUUCUUAUGAAUGUAGUGAGUGUGGAAACGUGUUUUCUUAUAAGUCAAACCUAAUCAUACAUCAGAUGGUCCACACAGGGGAGAAAACUUAUGCAUGUAGUGAGUGUGGAAAAGCUUUUCUUAAUAAGUCAAGCAUUAGAUCACAUCAGAGAAUCCACACAGGGGUAAAACCUUAUGACUGUAGUGAGUGCGGGAAAUGCUUUUCUCAUAAGCCCAAUCUGCUUGCACAUCAGAGAAUCCACACUGGGGAAAAGCCUUAUCAAUGUAAUGAGUGUGGAAAAGCUUUUAUUCAAAAGUCACACCUCAUUAAGCAUCAGAGAAUCCACACUGGGGAGAAACCUUAUUUAUGUAGUGAGUGUGGAAAAAUGUUUUCUGAUAAGUCAAGCAUAAGAUCACAUCAGAGAAUCCAUACCGGGGAAAAACCUUAUGAAUGUACUGAGUGUGGAAAAGCUUUUAUUCAAAAGUCACAACUCAUAAGGCAUCAGAGAAUCCACACUGGGGAAAAACCUUAUGAAUGUAGUGUGUGGAAAAGGCUUUCCUUGUAAGCCACCGCUCAUUAGACAUCAGAGAAUCCACACUGGGGAAAAGCCUUAUGAAUGUACUGAGUGUGGAAAAGCUUUAAGUCAGAAGUCACACCUGAUAAGGCAUCAGAGAAUCCACACUGGGGAAAAACCUUAUUUAUGUGGUGAGUGUGGAAAAACAUUUUCUGAUAAGUCAAGCAUAAGGUAACAUCAGAGGAUCCACUCUGG
This is a messenger RNA of Ochotona curzoniae (black-lipped pika), 1194 nucleotides long. RefSeq names its product gastrula zinc finger protein XlCGF7.1-like. Gene Ontology annotation, biological process: regulation of transcription by RNA polymerase II. Gene Ontology annotation, molecular function: RNA polymerase II cis-regulatory region sequence-specific DNA binding; DNA-binding transcription factor activity. The transcript has a single exon. The record is from RefSeq and is a predicted model, not a curated record. The coding region runs from base 1 to 990 and encodes 329 amino acids. NCBI's taxonomy places the organism in Eukaryota, Metazoa, Chordata, Mammalia, Lagomorpha, Ochotonidae.